GUCUAAAUAAACCCUAUUUUAAAAUAUUAGACACGCGGUACUGCUUACGCGUCCAGCAUUAAUUUAGACACAUUUGAACCUGUGCCUUACAAAUCUUUUCUUUCGCUUUUUUUAUUAUAUCUAAAAACUCAAUAAAAAAACAGCAGAUGAGUAAUGAAAUACAGCUACUAGAAAAUGUCGAGCUGAAACUUGCCAUGUGCAAUACAGAUGCGCAGUUGGAAAAGACCAUUCAAGUUUUUCUUCCACCAGUUUUGCUUAAACUUGCCAGUACCAAUGCUGAUGCCAAAAAGAAGGUGAUGGAGAUUCUUUCUCACAUCAAUAAGCGAGUCAAAGCCAAUGCCAGUAUCAAACUUCCAUUCGAAGCACUUUUAAAUCAAUUUACCAACGAUCAAGUCUCGACGUUUGUUAAGAACUUCACCUUGAUUUACCUAGAAAUGAGCGCUCUCCGCUUGACUCCAGAAGAAACCGCCAAGCAUUUACCAGAGUUCUUGAAAGGUAUCAGUCUUCGACCUCCUCAACAAAGAAUCGCGUUGCUUCACAUUAUCUUGCCUGUACUUUCAAAAUGGAAAAUGGAUCACGGAGAACAGUUGACUGCCAGAGAGAAUGUGUUCCAAUUUAACAAGAAUCCAAAAGACGUUACUGUUAUCACCAGCUUCUUCUUGGAUGUGAUGUUGUACCAACCUUUGACAGCGAGAGAAAUUGAAGAUAGAGAAGAAGAUAGCGAGAACCAACCAAAGUAUCCAGGAUUGAGCCCGAUUGCUGUAGACGAAGUGACCAAUAAGGGAAAGAUUGAAUGGACCACAUCAAAACUCAAGGAUGCCAAGCUUGGUAUCAUGAAUUUCAUUCUGACACCCAUUUUCACCGAUAGUGAGCGUCUACCUUUGUUAGUAGCAGGUAUUUGUGAUCCCAAUCAUCAGGUUACCUCUGCCUGUGAAGACGGAAUGCGUAGGUGGACCGGCAAUGUCGAUUAUGAAGAUAUACCCACCAUUCAAUCACUUUACAAACUGUAUUUGGGAUCUAAACCAAGUACUAAAUUAGGUGGUAGAGAUGGUAGAUCUCAAGCACCGAAUUCUGUUAAACUCCGUGUUAUGCAAUACCUUGGUAAAUCCAUUGCCGCAACAAAUAUGGUCGCACCCAUGAUCCAAGUGAUUUUCGACGGUAUCUAUGGUGAUUUGACAACUGUGAAACUUCAAAGAGCUGCCAUGUCAUUUUUACAAUGGUGUGCUCGAAUGAGUAAGGAAUCAAGUAUCGGUCCCGUGGCACCUGUUAUCAUUUCUGGUUUAUUGAAAUUUAUCAAUGAAAAUGAUGAAACUCAAGGUUAUGAUGCUGAAAGUAUCAAGGGGUAUGCCUAUGUUGCUUGUGGUCUUGUGGCAAAGAAAGUUCCUAAGGUUGGUUUGGAAGAUACGCAUAUGUUAGGCCUGUUCUUUGAAAACCUUGAGAAAGAGCAAAAAAAUAUCCGUACCUAUGUUCAAGAUGCUCUCUCGUCUAUGAUUGAAAUAUAUGUUAAUAUUCCUGAAACUUCCCCUAUAUAUGAAGAUCUCCAAAAAAUCCUUUUGAAGGCUGUUCAGAAGAAUGAUUCUUAUUCUCGUUAUAUGGCUUUGAGAUAUGCAAAUGCAGUAUAUCCUUUCUCAUGCGUUUUUGCUCGUUAUGUCUGUCUUUUGGGAAGCUCAGGGUCGGUCACCAAAUUGGAUGUCAAGGAAGAGGCCAAGCGAGGAUUAAAGCCUUUUGUGCGUAACAGAUACGGUCUAGUCGAAAAUGUAGACGUGAUUCCUCCUACCGAAUUGCCUAAAUUUUCAGAGCUUGUCAACUACAUACAUGAUCACCGACCCGAUGAGGAUUUGACACUUUCCUCAAAGACACCCACCAUCAAGGGUUAUCCUGUUGAAGUAUAUUCCGAAAUCUUGCACUUUUUACGAAUGAUUUGGAUUCUUGAGGUCAACCCUACAAACAUCCUGAUUGAUGAGUAUGUCUCUGAUAAAGUAGAAAGUAGUAUGGCAGAGGAUCCAAUUACCAUGAAUAAUUUCAAGUUGAGCGUGACCGAGUUAUGGCUUCGAGGAGAUGCUAAUGAAAAACAAGUCAUUCAAUACUGGCUUGAAUUUGUUGAAAACGGUUUAAACCCAGAACUGAAAGAUUCAAUUUUGCUUGCUACUUCAGCCAAAUGUUUACUAGAGGUCAUAUCAUUGGGUCCAUCUUCGAUUGCUACCACUUUUAAAGACCGUCUUAGCUUCUUUAAGUCCCUUUCAUUGUCUGAUAAAUUGGAAGCACGUACCCUAGUAUCUCACAUCUUUGGUAUUAUUGCAAGUCAUGAAAGCGUUCCUGAAUCAGAUAUUGAAUCUAUUCUUGAUGAAUUCUGCAAGAUUUUGGAGACUCCUGAAGGUAGUAAAGUGCACCAAAAAGCCCUCGACCAACGUCAUGGUGCUGCAUUAUCCAUCGGUUAUCUUGUAGGCCGUUGUCAUUACCGUCUCCGUAAGCUCUCAGACGAUAUUCUUUCUCGAUGUGCAACCAAUCUUGUCAAACUUUUGGAAGGUGCACCUACAUCACCCUUUUACCUUUUGGCUAACGCUGCCUGCCAAUCACUUGCUGAAAUAGGCCGAUCCAAAUUAUUGCCUUUCCCUAUCGCUGCUGAGAAGGACCAAAGUAUGGAUAUUGGUAUUUCUAUUCAGGAUGUAAUUGAAAAAUUAGCUAGUUUGGCAAAGACAUGUAAAGAAGCCAAGGUUCAGGAAAAGGCGACUUUGGCUUUGGGCCAUAUCUCGAUUCCACUUGUAUCCACACCGUCUACCUCUGCCUUAACUAAACUUGUGGUGGAUGCACUUUAUGAUACUGCUGAUACAAAGCAGGUGGAGUUGAACUUUGCCAGUGGUGAAGCAUGGUCAGCACUUGCUUUUGGCUGGGAAUCACAAGCUUUGCAAAAAUACAAGGAUAUCAAUGAAAUGCCUGUCUUGGCUAAUUUAAAGCCUCCUGCCGCCAGUGAUUCGACUUUCCAGCAAGACAUUAUCGAGAAAAUGAUUCGCGUUUAUGUUACUAGUAACAAGUCAUGGUAUAGAAAGGCAGCUUGUAUUUGGUUACUCUCACUUCUUAAAUUCGGCAAAGAUCAUGCACUCGUCAAAAAGAACUUAAACAACAUUCACGCUUCUUUCUCACGUCUUCUUUCUGAUAAGGAUGACUUCACGCAAGAGUGUGCUUCCAAGGGUUUGGGUCUUGUUUAUGAGUAUGGUGAUUCUAAGAUCAAGGAAGAGAUGCUUUUCUCGCUUGUCGGUACAUUCACAGAGGGACGAUCUAUUCAAGCUCAAUCUGUCACGGAUAACACGGUUUUGUUUGAAGAAGGUGCGCUUGGUGAAACACCCGAUGGCAACUCAAUCACGACUUACAAGGAGUUAUGCUCGCUUGCAUCUGAAUUAAACCAACCUGAUCUUAUUUACAAGUUUAUGAAUUUGGCCAACCACAACGCCAUGUGGACGUCACGCAGAGGAGCAGCCUUUGGGUUCCAAAACUUGAUGGCUUUGGCCGAAAAGGAAAUGGAAUCUUACCUUCCUCGUUUGAUCCCCAAAUUAUACAGAUAUCAAUUUGAUCCCAAUCCCCGUGUCAACCAAACUAUGAAAUCAAUUUGGAGAUCCCUUGUCAAGGAUAAUCAAAAGACUGUGGAUACUUACUUCAACGAAAUUAUGGAUGAUUUAUUGACAGGUCUUGGCAACAGUCAAUGGAGAAUUCGUGAAGCUUCUUGUGCUGCUAUCACAGACUUAGUCAUGGGACGUCAAUUAGCUCAAAUCGAGCCUUAUCUUGAACAGUUAUGGCAAAUGUGUUUCCGUGCUCUAGAUGAUAUUAAGGAUUCCGUACGUCAGGCUGCGACUCAAACCUGUAGAUCCUUGACCAAAUUAACCGUACACUACUGUGAUCCUACCAUGGUAGCAAUUGCGGAUGGUGAAAAAGUCAUGGAUAUCGUCAUGCCUUUCUUGCUUCAAAAAGGUCUCGUUUCCGAUGCAGAAGAUGUUCGCAAAUUUAGUUUAGAUGCGGUUCUUCGCGUAUGUAAAACAGGUGCUACUUUGUUGAAGAAGUUUAUCCCUGAACUUAUUGAUACAUUACUCCAGUCUCUUUCGUCUCUUGAACCCCAAUCCAUGAAUUACUUGAGUUUUCAUGUAGAUAAAUACAAUAUUUCUCAGGAGCAGCUGGACAAUGCUCGUCUUAGUGGCGCCAAAAACUCUCCCAUGAUGGAAGGUAUUGAACACUGUGUGAACCAAAUCGACGAAAAAGUGAUGGAAGAGUUAACACCUCGUAUCCUUCAAAUCGUAAGAAAGGGUACAGGUCUCCCUACCAAGGCUGGAUGUGCUCGUUUUAUUGUGACUUUGGUUAUGAACCGCCGAAGUGCAUUUACACCUUUUGCAGAUGUUUACUUAAAGGCGCUUAGUGGUACCAUCAAGUCCAAGAAUCCCGUUAUUCGUAAAUCUUAUGCUACUGCUAUUGGUUACGUCUGCCAGCUAGCUACUUAUGACCGACUCAUAGCUGUGACCAAACAUUUAAAAAAGCUUUAUAUUGAUGAAGAAGACGAAGAUGCAAAGGCUGGUAGCGUGGUCACAGUAGUCGAAAUCACACGAUUUGCAACUGAUCGUGCCAAUUCUAUUGCCACAGCAAUUGUUCCUCUUAUCUUUUUUGGUGAGCAUGAUCCUGAGACUAAUUUAAGCAAGCUUUGGAAACAAGCAUGGGAGAAUUUGACUUCUGGUACGCGUAGUAUGGUGACACUCUAUGCUGAUGAAAUAUUAGAGUUCGUACAACCCCUUUUAACUUCUUCAUCUUGGAAGGUAAAGCAAACUGCCGCAUUGACGAUCGCAGAUAUGUGUAAGUCUUCUGGUAAGGGUGUUCAAGUACAUGCCCAUAAGCUUUUACCUAUUUUGGUGUCUACCUUGGCCACAAGAUCUUGGGCCGGUAAAGAAAAUGUUUUGGAAGCCUUUGUUCAACUCUGUAUCUCUGUCAAGGAUACAUUUGGCAAAUCGGAGAGAGAGCCUUCAUUAGCUGAAGUUGCUAAAAUUAUGGUGCGCGAAGCCAAGAGGAAGAACCGUACCUACCAACGUCAUGCAUUGGUCUCUUUGACGAGUUUUACAGAUCAAUUUGCCGAACAAAUUGAUAUUCUUGGUGAUGUAACAGAAUUCUUAACUGAAUUGUGCAAGAUGGAUGAAGCGGAAGCAAUGGAAGACGAAGAUAACGAUAACGCUAAACCACUGUUAUUAAUGAUCAAAGCAAACGCUUUCAAGGCCAUUGUCUCUGCUUACAGACCUAAAUCAUUUAAUCACCAAGAAUCUUCGGCUGAAGCUUUGGCAGAAAUGAUUACCAGUUGUCUUCGUGGCAAUGUUUGGAACGUUCAAUUAGCCAUUUUACAGAGUUUAAAAACCUUCGUAGAACAUAGCACUUUCCAAAGUUUAAGUGACGAAAAGGUGAUGAGUCAACUUUUGAAGGCAAGUUUUGAUUCGUUGGAAGAUUUGAAAUACUCUGCUAUUCGCUCUGCUGCUGUCGAUGUCCUGGAACAAUUAUCACUCAGUGGUACAGUUAAAGGAGAUGCAAAGACAUCAUUUGUUCAAGGUGUAACCAAGUGCAUGCAGCACGAACCAAUCGCGCUGAUUCGAGACCGCAUGCAAAAAUUGCUGUCUUCUAUUAAUAACUAGAAAAUAAGUGAGACUGAAAGACUACGAAAAAAAAAAAAUUGUAAUUAUAAUAAAUUGUUUAAGACGAGAUGGAAUAAGGUUUAUUAAGUUAUGGAAAGCAUUUAUGGGAAUAUAUAUUUACAGAGUUGAUAUUAAGAUUAAAAAUCAUAAUCGAUCUCCCCUUCAGAACUCUGUUUAACGAAAUAUUAGUAAAAAAAAAAUUAGAAUA
This is a messenger RNA of Mucor mucedo, 5859 nucleotides long. RefSeq names its product proteasome stabiliser-domain-containing protein. Gene Ontology annotation, cellular component: nucleus; cytoplasm. Gene Ontology annotation, biological process: proteasome assembly. NCBI's taxonomy places the organism in Eukaryota, Fungi, Mucoromycota, Mucoromycetes, Mucorales, Mucoraceae. The transcript has 11 exons. Gene Ontology annotation, molecular function: molecular adaptor activity. The coding region runs from base 147 to 5651 and encodes 1834 amino acids. The record is from RefSeq and is a predicted model, not a curated record.